AUGGAUACACCGAGGAUAUUCCGUCGUCAACUCACCACGGACACCGACUCCGACACCAACACCGAUUCCGACACCAACAAUAAUGGGAAUAAUGGCAAUCCCAACAACUACUACUGGUGGUAUGGUUCGACUGCCGAGGCCAUCAAAUGGGCUGUGAUUGCGGCCGUCUUGGUGCUCGUGUUUGUCUACUUGAUCGGAGGUUACCUACACGCCAGGAGACGGAUGCGAAAGGGUCUUCCUCCUUUAGCAUAUCAUCGGUGGCUUGUUCCUCGUCGACAGCGCAUGGCCUUCGCGCAGCAACAUCCCCAAUACGCCAACCAAUUCUCUUUCUACCGAAACAGACAGUCUCCCUACGCCUACGGUCACGGUCAGGCAUACCCAAUGGCCGCCUACGGACCGCCUCCUCCAGCCUACAACGAGCCAGACUACGUGCCCGCGUACACCCCCGCCGCUCCAAACAAGGUCGAUCCCGAUCAGAACUACACCGCGCCACCCGGGCCACCGCCGAGUGCUGGCUAUUCGGUCCCACCGCCCACUGAUGGUCCGAGUCAGCCUCCCAGAGCUCAUGUUGGAGGUUAA
Capronia coronata CBS 617.96 is the source of this 579-nucleotide messenger RNA. RefSeq lists its product as uncharacterized. The record is from RefSeq and is a predicted model, not a curated record. The transcript has 4 exons. The coding region runs from base 1 to 579 and encodes 192 amino acids. Lineage: Eukaryota; Fungi; Ascomycota; Eurotiomycetes; Chaetothyriales; Herpotrichiellaceae.